AUGGGCCGCUAUUCAGGCAAGACGUGCCGGCUGCUCUUCAUGCUCGUGCUCACUGUAGCCUUCUUUGUGGCGGAGCUGGUCUCGGGCUACCUGGGUAACUCCAUCGCGCUGCUCUCCGACUCCUUCAACAUGCUCUCGGACCUGAUUUCACUGUGCGUGGGGCUGACCGCCGGCUACAUUGCCCGGCGCCCCACCAGGGGUUCCCAGGCCACCUAUGGCUACGGCCGCGCCGAGGUGGUGGGAGCGCUGAGCAACGCCGUCUUUCUCACUGCGCUCUGCUUUACCAUCUUCGUGGAGGCCAUACUACGCUUGGCACGACCAGAGCGCAUCGAUGACCCGGAGCUGGUGCUCAUCGUUGGCGCCCUGGGCCUGGCGGUCAACGUUGUGGGCUUGCUCAUCUUCCAGGACUGCGCUGCCUGGUUCACCUGCUGUGGCCGGGACCGCCGCCGCCGCCGCCAGAAGCAGCAGCAGCAGCUGGCAGAGGGCGGCGCUCGCAGCGCUUUCGGGGGACCCCAGGACUCGGAGAGCCGGCACCAGGCCGCCACUUCGACAGUCCCUGGUGCAGAUUCGGCCGUGACCCUCCGGGUGGCCCCAGCCGAAAGGAAGGAAGAAAAAGGGGCGACUGUGUUCUCAAACAUAGCAGGUGAUUCCUUAAACACCCAGAACGAACCUGAAGAAAUAAUGAAAAAGGAAAAAAAGUCUGAAGCUCUGAAUAUCAGAGGUGUACUUUUGCACGUGAUGGGAGAUGCUCUGGGGUCUGUGGUUGUGGUGAUCACAGCCAUCAUAUUCUAUGUGCUUCCCCUGAAACGCGAGGACCCCUGUAACUGGCAGUGCUACAUUGACCCCAGCCUCACUGUGGUCAUGGUCAUCAUCAUUUUGUCAUCUGCUUUUCCGCUCAUCAAGGAGACUGCAGCCAUCCUGCUACAGAUGGUUCCCAAAGGAAUUGAUGUGGAAGAGCUGAUGAGUAAGCUCUCUAGUGUGCCUGGAAUUAGCAGUGUACAUGAAAUGCACAUCUGGGAACUUAUAAGUGGAAAGAUCAUUGCCACCCUGCACAUCAAGUAUCAAAAGGACAGAGGAUAUCAGGACGCCAGUGUGAAAAUUCGAGAAAUCUUUCACAAUGUGGGUAUUCACAAUGUGACCAUCCAGUUUGAAAAUGUGGACUUGAAGGAGCCCCCAGAACAGAAGGACUUGGUCUUCCUCUGCAGCUCACCCUGCAUAUCCAAGGGCUGCAUGAAGCAGCUGUGCUGCCCCCCUGGGGCACUGCCUCUGGCCCAUGUCAAUGGCUGCGCUGAGCACAAUGGCUAUCCAGCUUUAGAGGCAUACGGAAGUGAUGGCUUCAGUAGAAGAGACAAAACGGAAGUUGCUAUUGAAGUGUCUUCAGACAGCCAUCUGAGUGGUCAUGGACAAGCUCAUAAAAGCACUCAGGAGGAUCAACGUUAUAUAAACAGCACACAUUUUUAA
Molecule: messenger RNA, 1461 nt
Organism: Chrysochloris asiatica (Cape golden mole)
Lineage: Eukaryota; Metazoa; Chordata; Mammalia; Afrosoricida; Chrysochloridae
Gene: SLC30A10
Product: solute carrier family 30, member 10
Exons: 4
Coding region: 1-1461 (486 amino acids)
Biological process (GO): intracellular zinc ion homeostasis; zinc ion transmembrane transport; manganese ion transport
Cellular component (GO): membrane
Molecular function (GO): zinc ion transmembrane transporter activity
Source: RefSeq, a predicted model, not a curated record